ACACCGAAGAAGAAGAAGUCCAUAAACAGAAAAAUGGCGGCGUCCAUGCUGGUGCAGAGGACGGCAACGUUAUGUGGUGCUUUUAAGGGGAUUUCACAGGCCAAAGCUGUUCUUCCUGUGAACUGUCGGUGUUGGUUUAUGUUGCAGACUGCAGGUUAUAAUCCCAAACCUCUGAAGCUGGACUUCCGGCAGCCCUACAUCCCCGACAAAGAGAGCGACAAAACCCCGGAGUGGCAGAAGACGGGUCGGUAUGACAAGAAGCUGUUCGGCCGCUACGGCUCGGGUUCGGGCGUCGACCCCGCGUCUCUGUGGCCGUCUCACGAGGAGCUGGAGAAACUCAUAGCGGAGGAAAGGGAGUGGCACCCCCCUUUAGAGGUGCUGCUGAAGAACAUCGAGGCCAAGCAGAAGGAGGAAACCCAGAAGCGGCUCGCAAAAGAAAAACUCAUCGCAGCAAACAUGGCCAAGAUGCCCAAGAUGAUCGAGGACUGGCGCCGGGAGAAACGCGAGGGCAAACAGAAGCUGAAGGAGGAAAAGGCCCGAAAAGCGAAACUGCUGGCCGAGGCACGCGAGCGCUUCGGUUACAACGUGGACCCCCGCACCCCUAAGUUCCUGGAAAUGGUGGCAGAGAUAGAGAAGGAGGAGAAGAAGAAGAAGAAACUGCUGAAGCGGAGGCUGAAGGAGGAGCAGGCGGCAGCACCACCUGCUGCCCAUUCGUAGUCCUGGGCUCAGUUUUCAGCAACAAGUACUUUCUGCUUUAAUCAGUCAUGACAAGAAGGGUUUUCUUACAAGUUUAUGUAAUAAACUGGCGACAUGUAUUGUAGUUAAUUGUAUUUAUUGUGCUGGGAAGUGGACUUUAUAACCCCGUACAUUAAACCUGUAUGAGUGCCUCGGUUUGUGGUCCGACAGGAAAUCUGGAUUAAAAGAGAAAGUCCACUGUUUUCUUUCACUCUGGAAAAGAUCUUUUCUUUAUGUUGCACUGUCUUCUUCUCACAGCCUUUGGAAUAAAAUAAACUAGUUCCAAACCAC
Messenger RNA from Fundulus heteroclitus (mummichog), 1026 nucleotides. RefSeq names its product growth arrest and DNA-damage-inducible, gamma interacting protein 1 (gene gadd45gip1). NCBI's taxonomy places the organism in Eukaryota, Metazoa, Chordata, Actinopteri, Cyprinodontiformes, Fundulidae. The record is from RefSeq and is a predicted model, not a curated record. Bases 34 to 717 code for a protein of 227 amino acids. Gene Ontology annotation, cellular component: nucleus. The transcript has 2 exons.